UGCUGCCGUUACCUCCCUCUCCCCUGCCGCCUCCCCUGUGAUCCCUUCACAAUGCCCUGCCCAAUCAUCACCCCCUGCGCACAUUCCCGAAAGGCGUGCGGUGUGAGAGCUGUAUAAGGGAAGCGUAGCUCACGUAUCACAAAUCACACACAGCUCACACACAGAGAUACACACAUACGAAGAGACAACGCACACACGCAACUUAUUUACACAUAGUGGCACACGCAUACACAGCUCGUACUCAGCUCGCACUCAUACACACAAAGACACACACACGCAACGUAUUUACACAUAGUGGCACACGCAUACACAAAGACGAACAUUCGCAUCUUACGCAUACACCGCGCACGCAGACAGACACACACACACAUACGCAACUCAAUUACACAUAGACAGUCACAGACGCAUGCACAGAGACAAAGAGAGACAUAUACACAAUCAGUUUACGCAUACACAGCGACAUUCACAUACACAGAGACACACAGAUACAUCUGUAGCACACACACACAGACAAAGACCGACACACACACAUAUAUACACAGAUCCCAGGCGCGUACACAGCUCAGGCACAGUUGCACGCAGAUGAAUAACCAUCCACACCUGUACACACACGGUGGUAUUCCAACACGCAGAAAAUCCUUUUUUCUUGUUGCCAACCAGAAACGACUCGCACCGUGAGAUAAUUUGUACUUUUAUAUUGCGCGCGUGCAUUCAUGCGCAUACCCAGAGGCACGCGCGGCACAGAUUAUUAAUCGUUAAUUCAUUUUCCUCGCUGAUAGGAAGGUAGCCUUGUCUCCUCCACGACGGCUUAGGGGGACGCUGUAGACGUACGCUCUCAAUAGCAACGACGAUGGUGACGAUGAAGAUGACCACAACGAUGAUGGUGAUGAUGAUGAUGAUGACAUCCACCACCAUCAAGCCCUCCUCUUCACACCUCCUCGAAGCCUCCUCGACCAACGAGACCUCUGCGGCGACUCCUGUCCCGUCUCUGGGUCCCGUGGGCUACGGACUGCUGGCCGCACUCAUGGGAGUCACCACGGCCGCCUCCGUCACUCUGAACUCCAUCGUGGUGGCCACGACGGUUCGAUACCGAGCCCUGCGGCAGCCCUUGAACUAUGCCCUGCUGAGCCUGGCGUGCGCGGACCUCGGAGUGGCGCUCGGAGGAGGCGUAGCGACCACUGUCACCAACGCAAUGCGAUCCCAGCUGCUGAUGGAGGAUGCGCUCUGCCAGGUGGAGGGGUUCCUGGUGGCAUUUUUCGGCCUCGCAGGUCUCAACUCGAUCUGCGUGCUGGCGGCGGAACGCUUCGUCAUGGUGUGCUGUCCGAUCAGCUCCUUGCGCUUCAGGGGGAGUCACGCGCUGCUGGCCCUGGGGGCCGCCUGGCUCUGGGCCCUCGCCUGGUCCACGCCGCCACUGCUGGGCUGGGGCCGCUACGGCCCGGAGGGGCUGGGCACGUCGUGCGCCCCGGACUGGCCGGAGCGCUCUCCGCUAGGCCGGUCCUACAUCCUCUCCUUCCUGCUCUUCUGCUUCGUGCUGCCGCUCCUCUUCAUCGUCUUCUGCUACGGGAGCCUCCUGCUCAGCCUCCACAGGGCGUCGCGGGUCAAGUACAGCGGAACGCAGCGAGCCGAGCAGCGCGUCGGGGUCAUGGUGCUGCUCAUGAUCGUGGCGUUCCUCUUCUGCUGGCUGCCGUACGCCGCCUGUGCGCUCGUGGUCAUCUUCCAGCCCGGCAUCCAGCUCAGCCCUCUGGCCGCGUCCAUCCCUCUCUACGCAGCCAAGUCGAGCACAGCCUACAAUCCCAUCAUCUACAUCCUCCUCAACCGCCAGUUUCGCGAUCACAUCCACCGCAUGCUGUGCGGCGCACGGAAGCCGCCAAAGCCUCAAGUGGGCACGGAGCCGGAGAGGGCCGCGCACGGGAGGAGGGAGAACGACGCGGUGUCCCAACUCUGACCGCACUCAGCCACGACGCCUGACCUGCCUCCGCUGACUCCGCUCGUGUGUUCGCUCUGGCCAGCUGUGACCCUCGUAUCUCGCUCGCUCCGUGUGCGUUGUUAACGCCUCGCCUUGUUCUGCCACCCAGUGUGUGUGCCGUCAGCUUGUAUAUAGUCAUUCCCUCGUUAUCCGCGACGGGUCCGUUCCGGGGAUGCUCGUGAAUAGCAAAUUUCGCGGAUAAUGAUAUUGAGGUCUGAGACUUUCUCUCUCUCUCUCAUUGGUUUCUCUCAUCACUUUGUCAUCACAUUCUCUCUCAUCACUUUGUUUCUCUCUCUUGAGGCAGUCGUGUAGAGUUCCAGAUGCGAUUCGCGGAUAGCAAGUUCCUGAAUAACGAGGGGCUACUGUAUAUGUCAGCAUGUUAUAGCUGUGAUGUGCGCUUAUAUCCUGAAUAGUGUUUAUAUAUUUAAUACGUUUUAAGCGCUAUAUGAUACAAGUGUGGUGGAUAGUUCAUUGCCUUGACUUCACAGUAAAUAAAUAUCGGUCGGUGUAUUUUCAUUGGUUCAACAAUAUAAAUAACUUAAGUGUAUCUUUGUGCUAAACUGUCACAGCAAUUGUAUUUGGCAUUGAUGAUGAUGAUGAGUUGAUAAGGUAUGGUUCACAGAAGACACGCGAUGUUUUACAAAUUAAACUACCUCAUUGAUA
This is a messenger RNA of Petromyzon marinus (sea lamprey), 2629 nucleotides long. RefSeq names its product parapinopsin-like. Gene Ontology annotation, cellular component: membrane. Gene Ontology annotation, molecular function: G protein-coupled receptor activity. The record is from RefSeq and is a predicted model, not a curated record. Lineage: Eukaryota; Metazoa; Chordata; Hyperoartia; Petromyzontiformes; Petromyzontidae. Gene Ontology annotation, biological process: visual perception; G protein-coupled receptor signaling pathway.